AUGCAUUCGCUUUUAACUAUGUUAUUUGUGAUUUUUUACAUGGGACUUUUGGCAAUUUCAAAGGCUUAUGUUAACGUUGCCCUCAAUAAACCAUCAUACCAGCUCGAUCAAUUUCUACCACGUGACGACACGUAUGACGCCAGUAACGCUGUGGACGGACGUAAAUCUGACCUGAGAAUGCACGCUGGGCAAUGUGCGAUAUCAUUCUUAUCAACAACCGCCACCUGGUGGGUGAACCUGAGCAGCAUCCACAGGAUUCAUCACAUCACUAUCUUAUUCAGGACGAGCAAUGACGGUAUACGGAGUCCGAGUAGCUCACAUUUUCUUGGAUUCUCCGUGUAUGUCUCCAAUACGACGGAUAGAUUACAGGGGACAUUGUGUUUCAAGGACAACAACUUCACAAUAAACACAAUACCUCCUGUCUUCACAACAAACUGUUCUGUCCAGGGACAAUAUGUCAUCUACUACAACGAGAGACUACCUGGAGUUGUCUACCCUGUCGGUUAUGCUAGUAAUGUAAAUAAUGACCUUUGUGAAGUAGAGGUGUAUGGAUGUCCAGCAACAGGAUUUUACGGAUCUAACUGCUCCAUUCCCUGUCCAGACGUCAACUGUCAGUACUGUCACAUAGAGACGGGCUAUAGCCAGUGUUGUAAACCUGGGUACCAAGGUCAGCGAUGCGAAUUAGCAAAAGGCAAAUAUCCCAAACAGGCUUUUGCGAAUUUACGGCUGUAG
This is a messenger RNA of Magallana angulata, 732 nucleotides long. RefSeq lists its product as uncharacterized. The transcript has 6 exons. Lineage: Eukaryota; Metazoa; Mollusca; Bivalvia; Ostreida; Ostreidae. The record is from RefSeq and is a predicted model, not a curated record. The coding region runs from base 1 to 732 and encodes 243 amino acids.